Homo sapiens (human) is the source of this 2551-nucleotide messenger RNA. It is a transcript of the gene RCC1, whose product is annotated as regulator of chromosome condensation 1. NCBI's taxonomy places the organism in Eukaryota, Metazoa, Chordata, Mammalia, Primates, Hominidae. The record is from RefSeq and is marked validated. Gene Ontology annotation, cellular component: nucleus; cytoplasm; chromosome. Gene Ontology annotation, molecular function: guanyl-nucleotide exchange factor activity. The coding region runs from base 304 to 1569 and encodes 421 amino acids. The transcript is spliced from 13 exons.
CCUUUUUGGAGACAGAUUCGCAGUGGUCGCUUCUUCUCCUUGGAUUUGUUAAGGAUUCCAAGUAACUCUUAUUUGGAGAGAAGACGAUCUGCACUUCGCAUUUUGGCAUUGACAUUUAAUUUUAGGGUCCUUUAUAUAGAAGGGAGAGUAGCUACAUGAAUGUGUAAGAUCUUGGAGGAAGACAGCAGAGAGAGAGAGAGAGAUCAGAGAUCCCAGGGUUAAAAGUUGGAGAAAUUUCACAGUACAUCAUCCAAAAGAGGAGUCCAUGAUGGAGGCAGAGGUAAACUUGGAGAGGACAGGAAGAUGUCACCCAAGCGCAUAGCUAAAAGAAGGUCCCCCCCAGCAGAUGCCAUCCCCAAAAGCAAGAAGGUGAAGGUCUCACACAGGUCCCACAGCACAGAACCCGGCUUGGUGCUGACACUAGGCCAGGGCGACGUGGGCCAGCUGGGGCUGGGUGAGAAUGUGAUGGAGAGGAAGAAGCCGGCCCUGGUAUCCAUUCCGGAGGAUGUUGUGCAGGCUGAGGCUGGGGGCAUGCACACCGUGUGUCUAAGCAAAAGUGGCCAGGUCUAUUCCUUCGGCUGCAAUGAUGAGGGUGCCCUGGGAAGGGACACAUCAGUGGAGGGCUCGGAGAUGGUCCCUGGGAAAGUGGAGCUGCAAGAGAAGGUGGUACAGGUGUCAGCAGGAGACAGUCACACAGCAGCCCUCACCGAUGAUGGCCGUGUCUUCCUCUGGGGCUCCUUCCGGGACAAUAACGGUGUGAUUGGACUGUUGGAGCCCAUGAAGAAGAGCAUGGUGCCUGUGCAGGUGCAGCUGGAUGUGCCUGUGGUAAAGGUGGCCUCAGGAAACGACCACUUGGUGAUGCUGACAGCUGAUGGUGACCUCUACACCUUGGGCUGCGGGGAACAGGGCCAGCUAGGCCGUGUGCCUGAGUUAUUUGCCAACCGUGGUGGCCGGCAAGGCCUCGAACGACUCCUGGUCCCCAAGUGUGUGAUGCUGAAAUCCAGGGGAAGCCGGGGCCACGUGAGAUUCCAGGAUGCCUUUUGUGGUGCCUAUUUCACCUUUGCCAUCUCCCAUGAGGGCCACGUGUACGGCUUCGGCCUCUCCAACUACCAUCAGCUUGGAACUCCGGGCACAGAAUCUUGCUUCAUACCCCAGAACCUAACAUCCUUCAAGAAUUCCACCAAGUCCUGGGUGGGCUUCUCUGGUGGCCAGCACCAUACAGUCUGCAUGGAUUCGGAAGGAAAAGCAUACAGCCUGGGCCGGGCUGAGUAUGGGCGGCUGGGCCUUGGAGAGGGUGCUGAGGAGAAGAGCAUACCCACCCUCAUCUCCAGGCUGCCUGCUGUCUCCUCGGUGGCUUGUGGGGCCUCUGUGGGGUAUGCUGUGACCAAGGAUGGUCGUGUUUUCGCCUGGGGCAUGGGCACCAACUACCAGCUGGGCACAGGGCAGGAUGAGGACGCCUGGAGCCCUGUGGAGAUGAUGGGCAAACAGCUGGAGAACCGUGUGGUCUUAUCUGUGUCCAGCGGGGGCCAGCAUACAGUCUUAUUAGUCAAGGACAAAGAACAGAGCUGAUGAAGCCUCUGAGGGCCUGGCUUCUGUCCUGCACAACCUCCCUCACAGAACAGGGAAGCAGUGACAGCUGCAGAUGGCAGCGGGCCUCUCCCCAGCCCUGAGCACUGUGUCAGUUCCUGCCUUUUCUCAUCAGCAGAACAGAAUCCUUUUCCUCUUUUCCUUCCUCCUCUUUGGAAUUUUCCUGGGACCUACAGAAUAAAGGGGGGGAUGGACAGGGGGUUUUCAAAAGGAACAUGGCUCACUCAGAGCUAUAUGGUUAGACGUUUCUCCCCUUUUCCCUACCUUCCAUGGUCCUGGUUGGCCCUGGCUUUGCCUACUAGAAAACCAAAACUUCCCCCCUGGGGUUUUGUGCCCACUCUCUGAGAAGUUGGGGCUCCAUCAAGCCCCAUUCUAGUCAUGUGCCCCUUUCCUGUCCCUAACAGUCCACAGGCAAACAAAUGGUACAGUCAUAAGAGCCAUCUGUCACGGACCCACGCCCAGAGGAACGUGCAGAAAAAAGCAGAGCUACAUGGCUGUGGGCAACUAUAAGCCAAAUAUUUGGCUCAGAACAGGUGUCCAUGGGACAAAAAAGAACGAUCCUCCACUUGACCAAGAAAAAAGUGAUUCUCCCAGAAGCACAAAGCAUACUCUUGCCCCUCAGGUGUUGCUUGUGUACAUCGUACCCAUCCAUUCGGCUUCACCUGCAGCCAACGGCCUGGAAUCGCAAAGAGACACCACUCUGGGCAGAGCAGAGCAGGGUAUGGGGUGGGGAGAGAGGGUGGAGGGUUUUAUAAACAAACUUAACAGCAAUAUUGAAAGGAGGUGGGGGAUUGAGGGAGGGACAGAGUGUUGGAGGGCCAGAGACUAGUCCUGAGAUGGAAACAGCAACUUGUACAGUGGCUGAGAAAAUAGGAUAUAGUUUUGAUUUUUUUAAUUGUAAAAUAUUUUGGAGGGAGAACAAAAUCUUUUAACAUUUUGAAUAAAUUUAGAGUUUUAUAAAAUA